This is a messenger RNA of Maudiozyma barnettii, 516 nucleotides long. RefSeq lists its product as uncharacterized. The transcript has a single exon. Lineage: Eukaryota; Fungi; Ascomycota; Saccharomycetes; Saccharomycetales; Saccharomycetaceae. Bases 1 to 516 code for a protein of 171 amino acids. The record is from RefSeq and is a predicted model, not a curated record.
AUGUCGUCACCGGGCACGACAGCACCCACCCACACACCCACCACGACCAAACCCAAAACUAUAUUUACCAACGCAGCAGCAGUUCCAGGAACCAAUUUUCCCCAAAUGGAAAUAGGCUACUGCGGCAACCCAACCCCCACGACACAUGCUAAAAUAAGGGGGCCCACCCACCCCCACGCCAUGCCCAGCUACCAAAAACCAAAAACAAACGGCCAAAAACCCCACUCCGCGCCGUGCACAGUGACGACGGCGCCCGCGCACCCUCCGCCCGCUCCAGCCCCCACCUCCCCGCACAACAAACAACCGCACAGAGAGAAUGCUCACCCUAACAACCGGCUUAAAUCACCGCCCACCGCCAACCACCAACCGACGGGUAACCCUAGCCGGGCGCCCAGUGAAGCGCACGCACAACUGCGCGCACCCCGAGUGAAUUUCGCUCGCAAACCGCAAAUUUGCACGGACUUUCCUGGAAAUUUGCGCUCGUUGCACGUUGCGCACUGUGGGAAGAAUGCAUAA